AUGACCGACUCGGAGGAGGUUGAGGAACGAGUGCUUGCACUUCUGAGACUUUUGAAGAAGAAGGAGGAUGCCAAGAUCAAAGAGGUGGGGGAUGAGAUCGGCGACGCGGCCUGGGACAAUGAACCCUGGUUCGAGCCCGAUCAGAUCAUGGAAAUGUUCAAUCUCUGGUUGGAUGCUUGCAUUGCUGGGCGUGACGACGAGGUGUUGCAGUACACGGCCAAAGCCCUGCGCUUUUCAAAGGUGGAGGAGUUCAGUCAUAAGGACUUGCCAAAGGUUUUGAAGAAAAUCUCCCAAGCCCUUGCCAAGCCUGGGGCUCCACAUAUGGAGACUCUGCUCCUAGUCCAGUUCACACCGAUGAAGUUUACAGGUGACGUGAACUUGUACCCAGCUCUCAAAGAGCUGUUGGCACACGAGAAGGCCGACAUCAUUAAGGACGCCUUGGACCAGGUGACGGGUUCCUCCUUCAUUCAGUUGAACGAGUUGCCGGAUGCAGAGGUGGCAGAAAUCUUUAAAAUGACCGUGGCACAUGCGAAGCUCGUGAAGGCUGACCUGCCAAAGUACAAGCCUGGAGACACGGACUCCUCAGCCAGGUUGCGGAACCGCUUGUCAUGGCUCAACAACCUCUUCCAGGGCGCCUACAUCUUCUGCACGAUGCUCACCAUCGCGGGGAAGGACUUCCCCAAGUCCCCACAGGAGAUCGCUGUACCAACCCUGGUGAUGGAGCUCAAGGAUAGCGUGGAAGCUCUGAAGCCCAAGCCCAAGGAACAGGAGUUGAAGGAGAUGAUCAAACAAUUUGUCGAUUCAUGCACAAACCUCUUGAGCUACAUGCCAAAGCCUGCAGCUGGCUCCGCCGACCCCUACAAGGAUGCUCAAGCGUACCUGAAGGCAUUGGGCACCGCGAAAGACUCCAACUCCUUGAAUGGGACCAUGAAAAUGAUGAUGAACAGCACCGACAAGAAAGUGCUGGACCUUCUGUUCUCCAAAGACGCAUUGGAGACCCUGUUCAAGGCGAUUCAGCGUGUGAAGAAGCAGGAGACGGAUGAGCUUUACCGGACCUUUCCCGUCCUCAUGAAGUUUGUGGGGGAAAACCGGCCAGCUGCCUUGGAGGCAGUUGGUGACAAGCUGCUGGAGCUCUACAUGCCUAUGCCUCUGGAAAUGGCCACUCCCAAGCCCUUCAUUGACGUGAUGAUCGACCAAACUCCCAAUUUGGCAAAGAAGUUUUGGUCCAAGGCCGUCCAUGAGGGUCUGGAGUGA
Messenger RNA from Durusdinium trenchii, 1254 nucleotides. NCBI's taxonomy places the organism in Eukaryota, Dinophyceae, Suessiales, Symbiodiniaceae. The record is from the annotation of a GenBank genome assembly.